Daktulosphaira vitifoliae (grape phylloxera) is the source of this 429-nucleotide messenger RNA. RefSeq lists its product as uncharacterized. The transcript is spliced from 2 exons. Bases 10 to 408 code for a protein of 132 amino acids. The record is from RefSeq and is a predicted model, not a curated record. Lineage: Eukaryota; Metazoa; Arthropoda; Insecta; Hemiptera; Phylloxeridae.
GUUGAAUCGAUGGAGAAUAAUUAUAUACUCUCUGGCUUACAUCCGUGGAAAAAUUCAUGUAUGGAGGAGAAUUUGAUGGAGUUAAUUACUCAAGCAACAUGGGAGGAUAAUGUAAAUUCUUUGGUGAAUUCUCACUUAGAUUCACAACCGUCAGAAAAUUUAAACAUGGAAGAUAGUCUGAUGGAGUUAAUUGCUCAAGACACAUUGGAUCAUAUUGUAAAAUCUAUAGAUGAUGAUGAUGAUGAUGAUGAUGAUGAUAACGAAGAAAUAAAACGAAACGUUGCGUGUUGGAACAAUGAUUUUUACGAUGAAAAAAGAGCAUUAGAAGUAGAUUUAAUAACUCUCAAGGCGAUGGAAGAGUAUGAAAAAAAAUUGAAAAACAAAAAUAAAAAAAAUUGUUUACAAUGAUAAUUAUUUAUUUAAAAANUU